Messenger RNA from Nannizzia gypsea CBS 118893, 972 nucleotides. RefSeq lists its product as hypothetical. Bases 1 to 972 code for a protein of 323 amino acids. Lineage: Eukaryota; Fungi; Ascomycota; Eurotiomycetes; Onygenales; Arthrodermataceae. The record is from RefSeq and is a predicted model, not a curated record. The transcript has a single exon.
AUGCUUCUUCCAUCUGCCCUGUCGUGCGAGUCACGGCAGCAACAAUAUUCCUCUCGACCUCGCUUCGCAACCUCCCAUCUCUUUCCAUCCACUCCGCCGCCUUCCGACGACGGCAUUAGAUCUGGCAAUGGUCUAUUGGGAACAUGCCGAGCGCUUCAGUCGCUGCUGAACGCAUCCCCCGCCGCAUCACCCAGUCGGGUGCGCACUCGAGCACCCAAGCCAGAACGCCUCCAGAGUCCUCUACAAGUGAAACCCACGCCAUAUAUUCAGAACCGAACCGCCUCUGAUUCAUCUACUUCAUCUUUUACGGGGUCUUUAUCGUCUAUGCGCACUGUUAAGAGAGUUGUCAAGCCUGCUGCAAAGUAUCCUCGUGGUGCCAACAAGAGAAGGAGAGACGCCUACGAGGACCCAAUCGACUUCCAGCACGGCAGCAAGAACAGGGAGCAUGAAGACAAGUUCUCCACACCGAAAAGGCAGAGACGUGCACCUCCAGAGCUUCCGCUUGGUCUCGAAACCGGAGAUUUCCGAUCACUGGACACUCCAUCCAGGUCGCAACGGUCACCCACCCAGUCCCCAUGCACCCGGCGACAAUGGAACCGACAAGGCGAUGAUAUGAAUGAAAUACCCGCCAGUAGUAUUACACCUCCAGAUUCCACCCCUUCCUUUCCAUCUUUUGCUGUUACUACGGCCACGCACAACUCCUUGAACAACGCCAUAGACUCUUCGAUAUUCUCCUCACCUCCCCACCCGAGCACAGAAUGGACAAGCGAAGACGAUGGAAGACUAGUUGAGCUCGUACUGGAGAAGCUGAAACUGUCCAAACGUGACUGGAACGAUUGUGCCAGGCGGAUGGGCAAGAACAACGAUUCCGUCGGCAAGCGAUGGAAAGCCCUUGUCGGGGAAGGCAACGUUGGCCUCAGACGGGGACGGCGGAUGGUUAGAGGGCGGAUAGAUGAGAGCUGGCGGCCAUGA